Suillus discolor is the source of this 872-nucleotide messenger RNA. RefSeq lists its product as uncharacterized. Lineage: Eukaryota; Fungi; Basidiomycota; Agaricomycetes; Boletales; Suillaceae. The annotation marks the transcript as partial. The record is from RefSeq and is a predicted model, not a curated record. The transcript is spliced from 3 exons.
AUGAGCGUGCCGCCUUCAAGCGCUCCUCCUAUUCCUCCUACAACCUUCCAAACACCUAAUGGAGCGAAUAAUGCAUCACCCAAAGAUCUUCGGGACUUUCUCAAAUCUUUAAAUGACGACAAUCCACCAUUAGUAUUGGAUAAACCACUUUGGCUGCGCCUGCUUGCCAGCCUACUGGAGCAAGUCUUUGGCUGUUUUCCUUAUUUCAAGCCAACAAUGUUAGGCACCACCAACGAGCGCAUCGAGCUUACAGACGUCACGCUAGAUGUCUUUUCACGUGUCGGAAAAAGGGCUGAUUCACUUGACUGGCUUUAUGCUGAUGAGGAGCAUUUAUCUAAAAAAGUAUUUGUACACUUUUUGGGCCUUUGCACUUCGACAGAAUCAUGGUUAGAAGUUGCCGACGAAGGCGAUUCAGGCGGUGCAUCUAACACGCUAUAUUCCAAAGCUUGCGGAACUCUCGUCGAAUUCUUACAACUUUUGUCAUUUUCAAGUUUUCCAGGAGGAGAUUCUAGUGAUCUGCAAAGGGGAGUCCUGCAGGACAUUUUGUACGAAGCGACAAACUUAUGUACUACAAUAAUCUCUGCUCGACACGAAUCGUGUCCUCUUGACAUUCACUGGUUCUCUACCCCACCGUGUUUAAAGACCACAACUGAGGACUGUUCCAUUCCGUGUCCCAUAGACACCAUAAACGUGAUCAGGCUGCCGUCCCCAUCUCAUUUUCCUGUCUUGACCAGCAUCAUCGUCGAAUUAUUUGGCAGACUGUUUUCAACUGCGAGGCUUUCUUAUUUCAUCACGGCUGCUAUGCUCCGUCACGUCUCUGAACUUACUCGUCGUGUAUACGAUUUUUGCUCUGAAUGUCCUACCUCUCCUGC